AACUCACGACGAAUGAGGGCGGUAUACACUCAGGUAAUCUGAUCAGCUGGCUCUGUGGUCGUGUGAGUCGGAUUGGAGUGGAGCUGAGUGAGAUCACAGAUGAUUAUUUUCACCUGCAAAGGCCGCGAUAUUCUAAAAACAUUAUUUGGAGCUAAAAGUUAAAUUACAUCGAUAUGAGAAAAAUUUGAUGUACAUGUAGAGCUCUGAUGUAACGGUCACUAACGGAAGAAUGCAGCUAGCUUCAACAUGCCCAUCAGCAACAUUGAACAGAUAUUCCAAUGGAUCGCAGUCCACCUAGGCAUACAUCUACCCGAGUGGUUACAGCAGAGCGUAGCUAGCCUGGACUACUACCUCUUAUCAUGGCUGCUGUGGCUCUUUAUGCCCAUCGUCAUGGCCUUUCUGCUACCCGUCAUCAUACUCUUGAUGGUCUACGGGUCGGUGCUCUUCCUUCACAUCUACAAAGCGCGGCACCGCUUGGCCGAUGCGUACUACAGCAGCGGCACGUGGGACUGGGCUCGGAUGGUGCUGGCAACAUUCUGGGAAGGCCAAGGCAAUAUAUGGCAUGGCUAUGACAUUGUAGGCCUGGAGCACAUUCCCCAGGAGGGGGCAGCAGUACUGAUAUACUACCAUGGAACUAUUCCAUUAGACUUCUACUACAUCAUGGCUAAAGUUCUGCUCUUCAAGAACCGCGUUAUGCAGCUGGUCGGCGACAGGUUUUUAUUUGGGAUCCCAGGGUUCAGAAUUCUCCUCAAGGUUUUCCACGUGACUCCCGGGUCGGUACCAGAGUGUGUCCGCCUCCUGAGCGAGGGGCACAUCCUAGCCAUAGCUCCAGGGGGCGCUAGAGAGGCCCUCUUUGGCGAUGAGCACUACCAGCUGGUCUGGGGCCAGCGAUGUGGCUUUGCCGAGUGUGCCCUCCAAGCUAAAGUGCCUAUUAUUCCAGUGUUUACCCAGAAUUGCAGAGAGGCCUUCAGGACUCCGUCUUGGGGUCGAAAAUACCUCCAAAAUAUUUACGAGAAGACACGCCUUCCUCUUGUUCCCAUCUAUGGAGGUUUCCCGGUCAAAUUAAGGACUUUUAUCGGGAAGCCCCUACCUUACGACGAGUCUUUAACAGCACCUCAGCUUGCAGAAAAGACUCGUUCUGCCAUCAGGGAACUGAUCCGUCAGCAUCAGCGCGUCCCUGGCAAUGUCUUCCAAGCUCUACUAGAUCGGUUCAGGUGAUGACUAGAAAAGAAGCUAUUUAUGGGAAGACGUUUGCAUCUGGGAGCUUAAUAUGAGCUGCUCUUCACUCAUGUAUUUUUUCAUUAACACUCUAUACUCAGUGUUGUCCGAUGGGUGUGCAAUCAAAAUGUCACAAGCUUAAUUGCUCGGGUUGGAGUCGAACCCCUGACCUCCUGCUUACAAGCGCAAACUCAUUACCCUUGACCACCGAGCUAGUAGAACAGAAGCCUAAGUGGAAAACAGUGGUAAUAAUAGCAGGUGUGGUCUAAAGUAGAGCAUAGGAUUCAUGAUCGUGAGAUUGUAUGUUCGAGCCCCGCCGUGGCCAUGCGUGUUGUGCCCUUGAGUCAGGCGCUUUACCUCAAUUACUCCUCUCAACCCAGGUGUCAAGUGGGUACC
This is a messenger RNA of Patiria miniata (bat star), 1614 nucleotides long. It is a transcript of the gene tmem68, whose product is annotated as transmembrane protein 68-like. Gene Ontology annotation, cellular component: membrane. Gene Ontology annotation, molecular function: acyltransferase activity. The transcript has 7 exons. NCBI's taxonomy places the organism in Eukaryota, Metazoa, Echinodermata, Asteroidea, Valvatida, Asterinidae. Bases 247 to 1218 code for a protein of 323 amino acids. The record is from RefSeq and is a predicted model, not a curated record.